UUGGGGAUUUCGAAUCUACCGUUAAGGAAGAGAAGCCCGGCCAAUAUCUCCGUGUCGGUUGGGAGAAUCCCAUGAUAGAAGCUUUCACGUAAUCGUAUCCGUCCGCAGGCUUCAAGUCCACCGCAGCUUCGGCACCGAGGAGCCGCCCAUCUUUUGGAUCCCUGGUCUCUUCGACGGAGAAGAGCAAGCUAUUCGACGGCAGAGCGCAGCGGGUCUCGCCACCAGAUAGAAAAGAACAGGAAUUGGGUAAAUCUGAUUGCUGAGGAAAAGAUAAGGAAGUUUAUAUCUUGUUACCAAAGAGUGUGUUGCUGUGCAAACAAAGAGCUCUGCUGCUUGUAUGCUCACAUGGUUUGAAGAUUACACUGUUUAUGCAACAUGAAAAAAGGUAGUAAGGUUUAAGAAUAACAUCUGCAGGAACAACUUAGCAGCAGCCAUAACGGUUUUAGAGUGUGUGGCAGUUGUGAUUGAUGGAACAGUACCGGAGGCCCCACCAUACAACAUCAACGGCCUUGUAUUGCACCAAUAUCCAGCUGCCAUGUAGGACAGCUGAUGAGUAGUGAGUUGAAGGGGUAAUCUUUAGCAGUACUCUCAUUACAUAGGACAUGAAGGAGGGGAGAUAGAAGAAGUAUUAUGUGCCCAGUGAGUCAGUAUGAUAUACAUUGUUUGUUCUAUGUCACUGACUGAGAAGAGGAAAAUGAGCAAAGUUCCUCAAUUUGGUAUUACAUCGACCAUUGGUACAACACAAAUCCCAACAGUCAUUCACCUUGCAGCAGCCCCUCCAAGCUGCCGCGAGAACAUUGCCCAUGCCCAACUUUUAAUUGACGGAUGUUGAGGCUAGCCAAGACUUUUUGGUGGCUGUUUCAUUCUCUGCUUUUGUACAAGCAAUGGAUGUUCAUUGAGUGAAGUUGGAGCUGAUGUUUAUGUGCUUUUUUCUUUCAUGAAGCAGAGAGGUUCUUGCUUUACAGAUUAAAAUCUCAACUAUUAUAUAACAUCUUGGUUUAAUUGCUGGAAGAACAUUUUGUUUCUUGCAUCAAUGUAUUCAACAACAUGAACUCCCCAUUUGUAGCUCAUACAUUGCAUGAGUCAUCUUCAAUGCUUCAUUUGACAACCACACUUUGCUUUUAAUUUUACUGUGUUGUCAAAUAAUUCUCAGAUUGUGCAAUUUGCCCCUUUAUUAAUUCCUCAUUGGAAAAGGAAUUAUCCAAUUCAUUGUUGAGAUGCUUGUUCUCAAUUGAUGUGCCAACUUGAGCAUUAGCUGUAUAAAGAACAUGUUAUAAAUGUACCUAAGGUGCAAAAUACCCACAUGUCCAUGACAUGCACUAGGAGAUUGUGCAAGCUUGCUGAAUAUAUUUCAUUGUAUAAGUAGUUUUGGUUAUAGCUAUCAAGAUAAAUCAGCAGAUGCUGUUGCCUGCCCGAUACAAAGAUUCUUAAGUUAUUGGACUCCAUCUAAAUUUGUGAUUCUAGUAUUCUAAAAAUCUUGGGAUUGUGGGACCUUAAAUUUUUGUGAUUGUGGGACCUAUACAUCACCAUGUUUUCAUCAUGAUGGCUGGAACUCAUAUUAUCAGGACUAGAAGAACUAAACCUUGUUCAUCAUGAUUUCUAUCCUUCUUCAUACGUCUCAACGCAUGCACACAUAACACCAGUUAAGGAUGGCACUGAUGCUACCAAUCAGGAUGUAAGCAUGUGUGCACACAUUCAUGCAUGCAUGCGUGUACAUACAUAGACACGUACAUACAUACAUACAUAUAUACAUCCAUGCAUACAUACACAUGCUAAACUUAAAAAGGAUUUACAUUCACAUUUGGUCAAGUCUAGAUCGGAUGAUGGGGGUCCCAAAUUGAUGAUUCGAUCUAUUGGAUAUGAAACCAUGCUGACACAAAUUGUGGAUUGGUUUGGAUUGGGUUUAGGUGAAUGCAGCUAGGUUGCAGUGCUAUUCUGAACAAUACAAAACAUACCAAACUUACUGUAUUUGUACUGGGAUAAAAUUUGCAAGCAGCAAUACAAAUAAACACUUUACAACUUGGACAAUCUUCUUUUGAUGAUCGUAUACACAUAUGUUAACAAUCCUGAAGUAUCUCUGAUCCUCUUCACCUUUCACUUUAAGUGCAACAGUCAUCCAUGAAGCAAAGAAGAAAAGAGUAUUAAAAGGCCAAUCUUUAGGUCUUCCAUGCCAUAUAAAAGUUCCAUGAUAAUCUUUAUAUGUAGGAAGAAUGGAGGGUUUAAUGUGGGAAGAGUGAGGAAGAGGGAGUAUAAGAGAGACACACAUGUUAUGCCUUGUUUUUCCUUUAUUUGGCAUAUACUGGUAUAGUUGACCUGGUAUGAGUAAGUGAUCAGAAUACAUGUACUCGGUAUAUCAUGUUUGUUCCCUCCAUCUUUUUCUCUAAUUAUUGUGUUAUUGGUCAACAGUAAAUAACUGAAACACCGGAAACCUGAUCAGCUUCAUUUUCAACAACUGCAUUGGUGUUCUAACAAACUUUUGGUUGUGUGGAUCUUUUAUGGGCACUGCAUAUUUGGUUAUAUUGGUAUCAGGAAAGACUGUUAUUGCUUUGUUCUUCUUACUGCCAGGCAUUAAUAUGGUUAAACUUUGCUUUAUUUUGGGUGAUACAUGGGGUGUUUAGCUUUUUGGUGCUAAUUUGGUACAUGUUGAAAUUCUGUUAUAGCUGACUUGUCUUUUUGUUGUUUUUGACAGCGGGGCAGGUUUGAGAUGGAAGAUAGGAUCAGUACUCUUCCAAGUAAUAUUAUUGAAGCCAUUCUUUUGCGUCUGCCUAUAGCAGAUGCUGUUAGGUCAAGUGUCUUAUCAAGUAGAUGGAGAUACGAGUGGAGUACAAUUCCGCAUCUCAUAUUUGACAAGCACAGUGUUCCAUCAUCUUUACAUUACAAACUUGAGAAAAUUGUGGAUCAAGUUCUUUUACUUCAUAGUGGGCCGAUUCACAAGUUUGUUUUUGAUGGCUAUGCCUACCUUGAAGAUUUUGCAGUUGUAAACCGAUGGAUAACUGUCCUAUCUAGAAAUAACCUCAGGGAGUUGGUUCUUAGAUUUUGUCCUGACAGGCUUUACAAAUUACCUUCUACUCUCUUUUUUUGUAAAGGAAUAGUCAUUUUAGAUUUGCAUGACUGUGAAUUUAGACUUCCUCGAGUUUUUGAAGGUCUUGGUAACCUGUGUACCCUCAGCCUUGAAAAUGUUGUCAUUUCAGACAAUGAUUUUGUAACGCUCAUCUCCAAUUGUCCGCUUCUAGAGAAGGUUGCCUUUAUGGAUUUCUAUGGUUGUAGUCGUCUUAGAUUUAAUGCUCCUAAUCUCCGAGAAUUGAUAAUUGAUGGUUUAUUUGAAGAUAUCUAUCUUGAGAACACCCCAGAUCUGGCUAUCUUGUCAGUUGGUUUGGAUGAUGCUGAUGAUCUUGAUGAUGAAGGAGAUUCUGAUAAUGAAGAUGUAGAGAAGGAACAUUACAAUUUCAUGACAUCUCUUAAUGCUGUGCUCAAAAUUGAGAAUUUGUCUCUGCGUCAUAACAUGUUAGAGUUCUUGGCUGGAGAUGGUUUGUUAGACAGGCUUCCCACUUACAAUUAUUUAAAGAAAUUGCACUUGAGCUGUGUUAAUUUUGAAGACACAAGACAUAUAGCAAUCCUCCAGUGCUGGUUUCGAAGUACCCCUGUGCUAGAAGAGCUCACUAUAGAGGCUGACUCUGUUGACUCAAGUAAUCCUGCUGCAAGCUUUUGGGAGGGCAAAGAACGUGCGGAUUUCAGGUUCAAUCAACUUCGGUAUCUCACCGUGACUGAAAUUUUGGGUGUAGGACCCGAAAUGGAGCUCAUUGAGUUUGUACUUGCUAAUUCCCCUGUGCUUGAGACACUAUAUAUUAGGCUAGAUAAUGAUGUCUGUGAUGAAGUAAAAAUCUACAAACAGAUUAUGCGAUUUCGAAGGGCAUCUACACGAGCUGAAAUCAUUAACUUGGACUGAGGAGUACUUUAAUUACUGAUCUGUACAAAAAAAAAAUCCUAGAAAACAUAUAGCAGUGUAGAAGGGUGGAUGUCAGGGCUUUCGUUUUUGCAUAAAUGUUGUUAUUGUUUGUCAGUCAGAAAUAUGGGUCUUUAAAUGCAUUUUCUUUUCAUAUUUCUGUUGAAAAUGCUCCCUUUCAUUGCAGAUGAAAAUGAAAUGAGUGUUUUCGUCUGUAUGCUUUAGCAGUCCAUAAUCAAUUCCAUUGUUGAA
This is a messenger RNA of Elaeis guineensis (African oil palm), 4195 nucleotides long. NCBI's taxonomy places the organism in Eukaryota, Viridiplantae, Streptophyta, Magnoliopsida, Arecales, Arecaceae. The record is from RefSeq and is a predicted model, not a curated record.